UGUAAUUCCAGGUGCUGUCCUUCCAACGUGUAACGGCACAAGGGGGGUUAUGGGAUCCAAGAAGAUGAGCUAGGGGGAAGAUGUACCGGCUGCGCCUCAUCACUGGCUGUCUUCCCAAUGCUAGGGUGGAUGCAGAUCCUUCAUGCUGGGAAUGACCAUAGGAAUAGUUUCAUUUUUCAUGCUUUAGAGGGCUUGCGUUUCGUCUUUAUACACUGUCACACCACAGAUGCACCUACUUUCAUCCCCGCCUGCUUUUUGCUGAGUUUUCUUCAGUCUCCCCUGCCCAGCCCCCACCUCGCCUCCUUUGUUCAUUGUUUCUUGCUUUCACUACGCCGGUUCUCACCCAUAAUCCUUUCGAGUUUCUAUCUCUUCCUUACUAGUGUCUCUCCCACAAGUCUCCAUUCGAUUGAUCUUUCUUCCAGUAAGUUGGAUUGUUUGCCUUGUUUACUCGCUCGGGGUCGAAUAUUUAGUUAAUUCAGAAGACAAUGAAUCUUUAAGCAAAAGCGUCGAACCAGUGGGCUCUUAUCACUGCGGGUCCCACCCUUCC
Aspergillus japonicus CBS 114.51 is the source of this 547-nucleotide messenger RNA. RefSeq lists its product as uncharacterized. The coding region runs from base 118 to 474 and encodes 118 amino acids. NCBI's taxonomy places the organism in Eukaryota, Fungi, Ascomycota, Eurotiomycetes, Eurotiales, Aspergillaceae. The record is from RefSeq and is a predicted model, not a curated record. The transcript has a single exon.